AAGUAUUCCAACAAAAAUCCCAGACACAACACAGAAAGAAAAAACAAUCACGACGUUACGCGGAAUACCACACCAGCAACGUAUUUCUUCCACAAUUUCAACCCGUGAAUCUGCUCUCCGAGCAAGGAGGCCGGAGUACCUUCCUGCCGCACUUGAAUCAUCCGUUUAGGAGGUAAAGGACCGCCGGGACCAUGCAGGAAAACAGACCCGAGCUGUACGAAGAGGUGAAGCUGUACCGGCAGGCGAGGGAACGCGAAAAGUACGAUAAUAUGGCCGAUCUGUUCGCACUCGUCUCGACGCUGCAGAAUCUGGAGAAGGCGUACAUCCGGGACUGCAUCACGCCCCAGGAAUACACGGCCGCCUGCUCGAAGCUGCUGGUCCAGUAUAAGGUCGCGUUCAAGCUGGUGCAGGGCGACGAGUUUCCGACGAUCGAUACGUUCGUGAAAAAGUUCCGGCUUGACUGCCCGGCUGCACUGGAGCGCAUCCGGGAGGAUCGACCGAUCACGAUACGCGACGAUAAGGGCAACACUAGCAAGUGUAUCGCCGACAUCGUGUCGAUGUUCAUUACGCUGAUGGACAAACUGCGGCUGGAGAUACGCGCCAUGGACGAUCUGCAGCCGGAGUUGCGCGAUUUGCUCGAUACGAUGAACAGACUGUCGCUGAUCCCGGACAGCUUCGAGGGCAAGGAGAAGAUCUCAACCUGGCUGGCCACGCUCAACUCUAUGCAGGCCUCGGACGAUCUGUCCGAGACGCAGGUCCGGCAGUUGCUGUUCGAUCUGGAAUCGUCCUACUCCGCGUUCAACAAUCUCUUGCACACCACGUAAACAGUUUGGACGCUGCACGAAGUGUUGUAUUUAGGGGCUCGCAUUUCGCUGUAGGGAAUUGUACAUAGCUCAUAAGGCGCAUAUAUUAACAUGAUAUUUAAGGGAUCAGUUAGCCGAGAAAAAUGAUCGGAUUUUAGAGAAGCAGGAUCACAGUACAGGCAGCGUAAACAACACAGCACGAGCGGAGUAUGAGGAACCGGCUGCGAGGCAGUCGCUACAGUUAAACUAUUUUUUAUCAAAUAUUUAAGAAAUAUAGUCAUCAGUUAUCUGAA
Messenger RNA from Anopheles aquasalis, 1096 nucleotides. It is a transcript of the gene Vps28, whose product is annotated as vacuolar protein sorting 28. The record is from RefSeq and is a predicted model, not a curated record. NCBI's taxonomy places the organism in Eukaryota, Metazoa, Arthropoda, Insecta, Diptera, Culicidae. Gene Ontology annotation, cellular component: ESCRT I complex. Gene Ontology annotation, molecular function: protein-containing complex binding. Gene Ontology annotation, biological process: protein transport to vacuole involved in ubiquitin-dependent protein catabolic process via the multivesicular body sorting pathway.